GUUUAUAUAAAUAAAUACAAAUAAAGUAUAAAUGUUUGUGAAGAAGGUGAGGGUACGAGAAUUUGCGUCAGUGUACGAGAACUGUACGAGGGUACAGUGUACGAGGGUACGAGAACUUGCGUACGAGUGUGGCACCGCGCCUCACGUGCGUCUGGCAGCCCCGUGCAGGACACGCCUCGACCAACUUCCUCAAGAAACAAACAACAAGACAUUUGAAUUCUAUAAUAAUUCCUCCAAGAUGACCCAGAAGGCCCCGCUCCUGGCGCUGCUGCUGGUGCUCUCCAGUGUGUGGGAAAGUAAUGCAAUUAAAUGCUUCCAGUGCUCUACCGAUGAAGACCCUGAUGGUAAAGAUCUCUGUGGUGCCUAUGAAAAAUUUGACGAGACGGCACACAUUCCUGUGGACUGCUUCCAAGAAGAAUCUGUGACCCCAGGAACCUUUUGUGUCAAGAUUACCAAGCAGUCUCCCCGCAUGUUUAUCUGGGAUGGUCGUUGGCGUACUGUAAUCCGCCGGUGUUCAUCAGUAACUGAAACAGGUGUGACGAACAUUUGCAAUUGGGGCGUAGAUCCCAUUGGUGUAUAUUGGGAGGAGUGUUACUGUACUUCUGAUGGGUGUAAUGGAACAUCCACUAUCAGUGCCAGUUUUCUUGUGGUUUUUGCUGCUGCAUUUGCUCUGAUAUUGCUCAGGAAACAAUAAUAUGUAUUUUGCAGAAGUCAAAUAUAUUUUUUAAGACUAAAAGAAAAUAUCAACCGUAAGUAAAGUACAUUCGGCAAUAAUUUUAUUUGUAUACGUGAUGAAAUACAGUAUGAACUCGCUCCAACGAACCAUGUAGGAUGAGGCCAGCAGGUUACAUUGGAGAUUUGGUUCGAUCCGUAAGACUGGCAACCCUCCAGGCUUAUUGUUGUUAUUAAUAAAAUUUUUACUUUAAUACCAGGAGAGUAGUGUAGUGAAAUAUCUUCAUAAUAACCCCUGAUGCACAUUUAGUUGAGUACAAACCCAUCAUAACCAACCUUCGUCCAAUGCUAAAUUAAAAUAUAUGUCAAAAUUUAUUGCACACUCUGUUUUGCUUGUCGAAUACAGUAGAACAAGCUUUAGAGAAUAAUUCCAUAUAAAAAUGAUGAACAUAUCAUUAUUCACAGUGCUUACAUUUCAGAAUGAUACGGAUCUGCACACAGUCAGUGAAUCUCGAUAUAAAAAUUUAAGCAAUAUGAAAUUUAUAACAUGCUCAUCAUUUUGACUGUUGCAAUCUAUAGAAAAUUGCCGGCAUACAACAUUGUGACAAAAUUAUGUAUAUAUAAUGUAUACGGGCCAAAUUGGUUAGAUGGUCAGCACAUUUGAUGGUGCUACGUAGCACCAUCAAGUGUUUUGACAAACUUGUGCAUAAGGUUUGAGUUGUUGUGAUAAUAAUAGUUGUAUAUUUGUCAUAUUUACCAUUGUCACCGUACCAUGCAGUGCAAUAUUCUAAUAGAUUGAAUUUUUUCUAUUUUCUGUAUAUUUUGUUAUAUAAGUACUUUGGUAAUAUAGUUUAUAAAAUGUCAUAUUUGUUUGUUUAAAUCAAUCAAAUACUUUAUUCAUAAAUGCUAGUGCAUUUAUAAUUGGGAAAGAUUACAUUGAAAGUAUAGUACAUUAAUUACAUGAGAGUAACAAUACCAGAAUAAUAAGUAGACUUUGUCAUUACUAGGAUCACGAACUUAAUUGAUAAGAACUUAUUUAUAUUUCAAUGCUGGCUAGAUUAAACAGGUGAAUAGCAAUAUAAAUAAAAAUUCCAGUAGUUUAUACUUGGAUUAGGUCGGCUGUUAACUUUGCUGUGCCUAGACCGACUGGCCCAACAUUAACAAUCCUCACAAGAACAAGCAUUUGUUUGAUCCACUGAACAGUGUGCACAGAACACUAAUUGAUCAACCCAUUCUGGGUUUUGAUGAAGUGAGGUUCGUUGGAGCGAGGACCUACUGUAAUGUACCGCACUUAGUUUUUUGAGGUACAGUAAUUGGUAUGACUGUAUUUGUCUUGUCGUUACAUUCUUCCAGUUGUCAGUGAUAACGACUCCAGAAUGUAGUGUUUAUAUAACUGUGUUGCAUUUUUGUUAAGUUGUAUUAUUUGACUACCAAAAGCUAAAUGUUCUGUAUUGAGAAGUUUGCUAUAGGAUAUGCUCAAUAUAUUGAUAAGUCAGUACUGUAUAUUGAGUUUUGAGUAAGCUUUACCAUAUGUGAUUUUGUUGUAUUUCUGUAUGUAGUAAAAAUUAGAUGUUAGUCAAGUGUAAUGUUUGUAGUUUUUAGAUGACUAAAUUGGCACCAUUUUAUGUAUAUUUGCACUAGUUAAUAUUAAUUGUAAAACUUAUAUUUUUAUAAGCGGCAAUAUUAAAGGUUGUGGAGUAUUUUGUAAGACUUGGGGUUUUGAAACCAUUGCUUAAAAGUCCAGUAUUAUAUCUUGGAAGAUUAUUUAAGCAUCAUUAUGAAUACCUUGAUACUUUGAUGACCAAAAUCAUACAUCAGAAAAUCAAGAAACGACGACAUUUCACUCUGUUCUGCACCAUUAACAAGUCGGGUCCAGGACGAACUGAAACGUUGUUUCAUCAUUUUCUGGUGUGUGGUUUUGUCAUCACAUCUUCAGCCACGUUAUCGUGAAUCAUCGUUUACCUUUUCACUAUGUUUUACUGAGUGCGAAGUUAUAUAAUAUUAAAUGCCUUGGUAAAAUCAAUAUUUCUUGCAAGUGUGCACAAUGUUCUCAAAGGUAUUAAAAGAUAACAAACAUAAUUGCCCAACAGAAUUUACGCAACAAAUUGAUGAAUAAUUAUAAUAAGUAUUGAUUUUGACAUAAUUCUAAUUACACAUAUAAAUAGCAUUAAGGCAGGAUAUGUACUGGUGUAUUAACAUUAAACAUGAUUAUUGGUUUAGCAUAUUGGGAACCUGUAGCUUCUUGAGGUUCCACUAGCCAGUGGAAUGUGCGUGUUCACAUGCUCACCCAACUGCACUAUAUUAUCUAAGUGGGGUUUAAUUAACAAGGGCAAAAUAAAGUUGAAGAGUCAGAUUAGAUGUCUUACUGCUGACAAUUCUUGAUAUGAAUCCUAAUAACCCAUUUGCCUUAUUUUUAACAUUAAUGCAUUUUUUUUCUGGUUCGAGAUUCCCGCUAAUCUUGACUCCCAGAUACUUUGUGCUUUCAAAUUUGGCAACUUUAGUAUUGUUUAGUUGAUAUUUAGUAUUAUUAUUAUUACUUAGGCUCUAAACCUUACAUUUGUCAGCAUUAAACUGCAUCUGCUACUCUUUUGUUGUUGUUUUGUUAAACAAGAUUGUUAGUCUAUUAUUUUUUCCAGUCAUGAUGGGUUUAUUGCUGUUGAAAUAUGUAACUUGUAUUUCUUGAACUUGCAUACUUACACUAUUAAGACUUAGGGUUUUGUAACAUUUGUUGUGGCCAACAAUAUAAAAAUAUAAUUGUUAUAUAGUCGACUUAACAAACCAGCAACAUGGGAAUGUGAUCGUUAUACAGUCAGCUCUCACUAUUUGCUAAUUUGGUACUGUACUUGCAAAAUUUGUUCUCCAUAUAAUAUUUAAUACAAUGUAUAUAAAGCACCUGUGUAAGGUUUGCUACCUAUGAGUAUGGUUGUUGCAGGUUUUAUACACUUUCACAUGUGUCAUUCUUGCAUGAUGGCACCAAACGGAUGGUCUGCAAGGCCUGCGGCACUCUCAGGUGCUCCUGUCAACAUGUAAAGGUAAUGUCUAUGCUAAUGUAUGCGUAUAACUCUAUGCGAUAUAUAUAUUUGUGACAUCAUUAUUGCUACAUCAUUAGAGAAUAUGCAAACAGUAGUAAUCUCAAUUUACAAAAAUGAUACAUUGGGCUAAGUUCCAAUUUAUAUAUGUUGAGUGUUCAGAUGGAAAAGAUGGACCAUCUGAUGAUGGAUUUUCAUCAGAUGGAUUCCAUCUGAUGAAAAACAUCAGAUGGAAUUAAUGUUUUGCAAAGCCCCUUCUACAAAGCACAAUAUGGGGGGUGGUAAAUGGCAGGAAAGUUUGGUAAUGUUUGAACAUUACCAAACUUUCCUGCCAUUUCCUUUCCUGGUGGUGGAAAAUGUAGAAUUAGGAGAGAGAUCUCUGGAACUUAUCCCUGUUUACCUCAUAUUACCUUAUAUUGUUUGUGUGCAAAUUAACAUGUGUUGAGGUUUUCUGCUAGAAUGCAUGACUUACAAAUAGUGAGGGCCAGCUGGUUAUAAUUUUGGUUUCAUAGUCCAGUCUAUUGUGGUUAUCUGUACCCAUGUGUAAGCCUGGAGAAAGAAUUGAAAGUAGCAAUUUUGGUUCCAGAUUAUAUUUGCUCCUUUUAAUGGUCUAGCAAUUAUAUUUCAAGCACUUCUUUUAGUGUGGAGUAUCUUUAAAUAUGAAAUUUCUUGUAUGGCAUAGUUUUAGGUUUUGUAAAUAUUAAUGCAGAUUAAUAUUCAGGAAUAUGAGAGGCCGAGUCUUGUAGAAGACAUGCUGUGGUUUCUGUAAUGGUAAUCGUAUCACAGUGGUGUACAGUAGUUCUCUGGAUGAACAUGGUCAUUUUUAAUGACUAAGUUAGAUAUUUCCACCAUGGUUUUUUUAUCUCGAAAAGAAUAAAGAUUACAAACAAGUUCCACAACCAGAUCAGAAAAUAUGAUUUGUUCAUUAAAGUCAAUUUUUAUUCUAUUUGCAAACUGCACUGCACAUGGUUUGUUUCUUUGAAAUUUCUGUUGUUUUUUUUGUCAUUUCCUCCAGACGUAGAGUAUGUAGAUAUUCUGAUGAUUAUUGUUUAAACUGACAUCCAUUAGUUUGUGGUUACAGUAUAUCAGGAUUUUGUAAUAAUCUGACUCAAGCUUCUGCUUGAAAAAUUGAAUCCGUCCAUUGGAGCCUUCCAUUUUGUACGUUGAAGAAACAUUUACAUGUAUAUAAUAAAUAUUAUUAGAGUAUUUUGUAGUAUAUAAUAAAUAUUUUAGAGUA
Molecule: messenger RNA, 4938 nt
Organism: Procambarus clarkii (red swamp crayfish)
Lineage: Eukaryota; Metazoa; Arthropoda; Malacostraca; Decapoda; Cambaridae
Product: UPAR/Ly6 domain-containing protein crok
Biological process (GO): positive regulation of voltage-gated potassium channel activity; sleep; regulation of synaptic transmission, cholinergic
Source: RefSeq, a predicted model, not a curated record